This is a messenger RNA of Aaosphaeria arxii CBS 175.79, 1132 nucleotides long. RefSeq lists its product as uncharacterized. NCBI's taxonomy places the organism in Eukaryota, Fungi, Ascomycota, Dothideomycetes, Pleosporales. The transcript has 4 exons. Gene Ontology annotation, biological process: proton motive force-driven ATP synthesis. Gene Ontology annotation, molecular function: proton transmembrane transporter activity. Bases 1 to 732 code for a protein of 243 amino acids. The record is from RefSeq and is a predicted model, not a curated record.
AUGGCUUCUCGUCUCGCUAGGAGCACGCUUGGCGCCGCCCGCCUUCGCCCUGCGCUUCCUCUCCGAACCGUCCCAGCAUUCACCACCCCCAUUACUCCGGCCCGCUAUGCUUCCAACGUCCCCUCUGAGGACCCUCAGAAGCAGGCUCGUUCUCUCGUCGACUCGAUCCCCGGUAACAGCUAUGUCACCAAGGCCGCCACCGUCUCCGCUGGAGCUGGUCUGACUGCUGCCGCCAUCAGCAACGAGCUCUACGUUGUCAACGAGGAAUCCAUCGUCGCCAUCAGUUUGUUGACCAUUUUCUGGGCUGUCGGCAAAUACGCUGGUCCAGCUUGGUCCAGCUACGCCAAGCAGCAGUGCGACAAGGUCGCCGACAUCCUCAACUCUGCCAGGGCGGACCACACUACUGCCGUUAAGCAGCGAAUUGAGAGCGUCCAGGAGCUCGGCGGUGUCAUUGACAUCACCAAGACCCUUUUCGAGGUCUCUAAGGAAACCGCCAAGCUCGAGGCUCAGGCUUAUGAGUUGGAGCAGAAGACCGCCAUUGCCCACGAGGCUAAGGCUGUUUUGGACUCCUGGGUCCGCUACGAGGGCCAGGUCAAGCAGAGGCAGCAGCGCGAGCUUGCUGAGUCGAUCAUCGCCAAGAUCGAGAAGGAGCUUGAGAACCCCAAGACCCUCAAGCAGAUCCUCGACCAGAGCGUUGCCGACGUUGAGAGAAUUGUUCAACAGAAGGCAUAAGCGUCCUCAAUUCUCCUAUCAGAGUAAACUCAAUGUGACAUAAAAACUGUGCAAUAGUCAAAUGAUCCAAUAGAUUACCCUUAGGCUUUGGACAUGGCCUCAUUCCUAUCAUCUGAACGUGUACCACAGUUUGAAUAUGUUCAUAAUACAGAAAAUACACCAUCGGCAGAGAGGAAUUUAUGCAACAGGCCUCGCAAGCUAUCAUAGGUGACGAAUCAUCUGUGAUGUAGGAUGAAGAAAAUCGAAGACUGCUUUGCGGACUACUAAUGGAGGGGAAUUAUUUUCGAAGGGUACAGUCAUUACAUUCAUCAUAAGCCAACGGAUGACGCAUUUACAUCAGUCCUCUGGACUCCCACCGUUCCUAUACUUCCACAAUCGUGAGUAGUCUUUAACUUUGAGC